Molecule: messenger RNA, 2662 nt
Organism: Paramormyrops kingsleyae
Lineage: Eukaryota; Metazoa; Chordata; Actinopteri; Osteoglossiformes; Mormyridae
Gene: insm2
Product: insulinoma-associated 2
Biological process (GO): neuron differentiation; negative regulation of transcription by RNA polymerase II; regulation of cell cycle process
Cellular component (GO): nucleus; transcription repressor complex
Molecular function (GO): RNA polymerase II cis-regulatory region sequence-specific DNA binding; DNA-binding transcription repressor activity, RNA polymerase II-specific
Source: RefSeq, a predicted model, not a curated record
CUUGUUAGGCGUCGCCCCUCCCACUUGAUGUCCUCUUGGGACUGCGGUGUAAAUCGCCGCUCCUGUACUGAUUGGGCAGGGCUUUGACACACGCCGUGACUUCACGGAGCACAAAAGACUCCCCCAAAGAUAAAAACAACCAGCAAACCAAUGUGACACACUCCGUCUCCCUGUGUCCCUGCCCUCACUUAUACAUUCGGGUCGCCAGACACCGAUCACCCCUGCUUGACACUCAGGGAGUCCUUUUUAAAAACAUGCCCAGGGGAUUUUUAGUGAAAAGGAGCAAGCGGACUUCACCAGCAUCCUACAGGAUGCGGGAGGCGGACAGCGGAGCACAUAGCGCAGAGCUGCCCCUGUACAGCGCCGAGGGUGGCGUCCCUGUCACCUGCCCUGAUGUCCGAAGUCCGGGGAGAGGGAGCGAAAUGCGUACAGGUGUCCAGGCAGCAACGCAGCAAGCCCAGUCGACCGAAAGCUUAGGGAAGGGCGAAGGUCCCGAUUACCUUCGCGAUUAUACGACGGAUGGUAUUAGCAGACACCAACUUGGAUCUCCAUGUAGAGCAGAAGCCUCCUACAGCCCCAUUAAGCCGGUAGGGUCGGACCAGGGAAAGUCCUUUUUUGAGAGGUGCCUGAGCUCUCCAGCAACGGCUGAAUCAUUCCCGACAUGUGCGCCUGUGGCUUCCAUGGAGAGGCUGCUGAGCUCGCCGGCGGACCCGAAGUUUAACACACCUGUGCACCUGUGCGCGCCGCUGGACCCAAACACCAAGCGGUCGUGCUUCGACCCCGAUCGCAAAGCCAAGCCCGCGGCCAAAAAACCUAAAGUGACGAGAAAGUUGAGCUUCGAAGAUGAGGUGACCAUCUCGCCUGUGCUCGGACUGAAAAUAAAGAAGGAAGGUCCCGAGUCGAAGACGCCGUCCUCCGCGAGAAGAAAGCCGCUGGGCGAGUUCAUCUGCCAGCUUUGCAAGGAGGAGUACCCCGACCCCUUCUCACUGGCGCAGCACAAGUGCUCCAGAAUCGUCCGCGUAGAGUAUCGCUGCCCGGACUGCGACAAAGUUUUCAGCUGCCCGGCAAACUUGGCCUCGCACCGCAGGUGGCAUAAGCCCCGUCCGAUGAACCACGCAGAGCUGGGCGGCAAAAAGGAACCGGAGAAAGCGGUGCCGGUGGACGGGAAAGAGAACGAUCAGCACCACUCUCCCCUGGACAGCUCCCAGCCCCCGACUCCGCAGCACCGCCCCGCUCACGGCUUGCACAUACAGGAUAAACAUCGCAAAAACCCGCAGGAAAACGAGGCGCUGGAGCGGCUCUACAAAGCGCCAGAGAAACGCAUGGACACGCAUCACAUCCCCAGAGAUGACCAGUUGUUCCCGGGCUGCUCCCGGGCGGCUGAUGCCAUCGCCGGCUCUUACCUGUUGUCCGCCUGCCCCCCCGAGGAGGUGUACGAGUGUCAAUAUUGUGAGAAAAAGUUCCGCAGGCAGGCGUACCUCAAAAAGCACCAGGCGGCUCACGAAACGCUGAGGUCCGCGUCCUAUAACCAGAUCGAGAGCGGACAGAUCACCUUCCCCUGCCAGCUGUGCGGGGCGCAUUUUCCCUCGGUGGAGAUACGGGAUAAGCACCGGUUGUGGCACGCAGUGAGGGACGAGCUCCUGGCGUGUCCCAGCAAAGCAGCCGGCACCAGCGCCUUCGCGGCUCCCGACGUCCUGCAAUCCGACCAGCAGAUCUUCUCCUGCAAGCACUGCCCUUCCACUUUCUUCAGCUCGCCGGGCUUGACCAGGCACAUCAAUAAAGCUCACCCGACGGAAAGCCGACAGGUGAUGUUGCUUCAGAUGGCCGUCCGGCCGGGUUGCUAGCUUAGGAGAGCGGCGCUGGGACUGUCAGCUUCCCGAAAGGAACAUGCAGAUGAACGCAACUCUGUACAUGCGCCAAGAAGCGUCUUUCCUCCCGUGUGAAGUCAAGCACAGCGUAUGUCGCAUUGGUUUUAAGUAUCUGGAUAUUUCGGAACUUAUAUCACUGUAGUCGGAAAACGUAGAACGUUAAAAACUAAAUAUGUAUUUUAAAUAGGCCAAAGUACUUAUAAAAUUGUGUAUAGUACUGAAGUGGGACUAAAUUGCAACACAUCAUACAUCUUAAAUCAAAUAAGUUAGUCUAUCAAUCAGUAGAUUUCGUCUGUAUGUCGUUUUGCGUUGUCGAUGCACAACUUCAAAUAGGUUAAAGGAGUGAUGCCAUUUAGUAUGACAGUGAAGCGGUACAGCUGCAGCCGUUUCUGGGAUUACAGGUAUAAUCAUCAUUGGUUUGCCUGAGUUUCGGCAUUGUGUGAUAUCCUGUGGGGAUUUUUGUCAGACUGAAAAUCACACGAUAAAACCUCGUUCGAAGCAGCUUACGGCGUGUCUAAAACUGUUCGAGAUGGUUCCUAUGGAAAUAUGCGUAUAUUGCCCGUUGUUAUUAUAAAAGGACACUAUCUACAUUUAUUUUCCUACUGAAAAAUGAUUACCUGUCGGUGUCUGUGUUUUGUGACGGGAAAACGAGUUGAUCCCCGAGUGUCAACGCUGGGAAACUGGUUAGUUUGACGGUGUAUUGCAGUAGAUAUGGACACUGUGCGCUUUUCAGUUGUGCUGAACAUAAUGUGUGCUUAUUGGACGUCUGUUUAUUGUGUGUUAGCCAAAGGUUA